Messenger RNA from Lycium ferocissimum, 681 nucleotides. RefSeq names its product basic blue protein-like. Gene Ontology annotation, cellular component: plasma membrane. Bases 92 to 460 code for a protein of 122 amino acids. NCBI's taxonomy places the organism in Eukaryota, Viridiplantae, Streptophyta, Magnoliopsida, Solanales, Solanaceae. Gene Ontology annotation, molecular function: electron transfer activity. The transcript is spliced from 2 exons. The record is from RefSeq and is a predicted model, not a curated record.
AAGAAUAAUCAUCAGCAAACAACUCAUAUCAUCAAUUUUGUCUUAACCCUACUCCACAACUCAAUUUGUUCACAUACAUCCCUAGAAGAAAAUGGCAGAUUUUGCAACAAAAUUGAUGUGCUUGUUCCUCAUUCUUGGCCUUGCUGCCCCUAGCCUGGCCACUGAAUACGUGAUUGGCGGCCCAGCUGGUUGGGACCUAAACGUUGAUCUUAGUUUGUGGCUUAACGGAAAGAUCUUUAAGGUUGGCGACGUUUUUGUUUUCAACUACGACCCAAAACUCCACAACUUGGUUCGAGUAGACCUCGUGGGUUUCACUACUUGCCUUCCACUCAAUAUAUUGAGCAUUGAUACCAGCGGGAAGACCAUUAUCACUCUUGACAAACCUGGAGUUUUCUACUACAUUUCUUCUCUUUUCACCGAUUGCCUUAGCGGUCUCAAGAUCAAAAUUACAGUACUUUGAGAAACAAGCUUGGAAGCUGAAUGUGUUAUGAUCAUUAGGAUUUAUGAAUGAUGUUUGUAACAUUCAUCGUUACGGACCAUGCAUGUGUUAAGAAUAAACUGCUUUUAAUGCAGGCUAGUCUCGUUUGGAAAAUAAUUAUACGUCUCUCAAUGAGAGGAUUGGUAUAUCAGUGCCUUAUUGUUGUUUUGUAAGUCCUUUAAUGAAGAGUUUCUUUUUCUGCA